This is a messenger RNA of Cotesia glomerata, 2965 nucleotides long. RefSeq lists its product as uncharacterized. Bases 820 to 1647 code for a protein of 275 amino acids. The record is from RefSeq and is a predicted model, not a curated record. NCBI's taxonomy places the organism in Eukaryota, Metazoa, Arthropoda, Insecta, Hymenoptera, Braconidae. The transcript is spliced from 7 exons.
AGAGUUUCUUAUCAAUCACUGUAGACUUAACCCAGCUCCGACUGUACUAACAUGGGUUUUCUCUGUGGUUUUCCCAUGUUACUGUUCCAAUAGCCGAGUGGUGAGGAUCAGGGCAAAUGCGUUACAGAAGGCACAAGUCGGUCCACAGCCGCAAUGAUAAGGCAAAGUUAAGGCAGUAACUAAGCAGAAUGAUAAGGCUUGGGUGUAAAAGGGCGUUAUUACGCGUGUAUACUAGAAAUCCGUAUAUAAAUAUAAAUAAAUAUUAAACUGUAUUGGUAAAAAAAAAAAAUAAUAAGUGUGUGAAUUAUUGAAAAUAAUUAAGUGCAAACAUAAAGAUACAGAUCUCAAAAAAUGACUUAUCAUUGCAUUACUGCUCUAUUUCUUAAUGUUUGUCAAGCUCAAAUUCAAUAUACGAAUGUACUCUGAACUUUGAUGUUUAAUUGUAAUAAUAAUAAAAAUAAUAAUGAUGAUAGAAAUUCCUUAUCAACAUAUCAUUUAAAUAUUUACUUACCUUUGUUACGCACCAAUUAAGCUUACACGAAUGCUCACUGCGUAGAAACAAUUAAAUCGUAAUACUGGACGACAUAAAGUGUCUAGAACUUGGUCCUACAAUUUCAAUUUUUGUACGAAUAUUUUAAAAUCAACUUCAUAUUAUUGUGUUGUAGAUAGUUAAUCAAUUGUUCAGUAAUAUUAAACUGAAAUAAUUAAUGAUCAAAAAUGAAUUUUUGACAUUAAAUAAAUGUGGAACGCUUUAAAAACUUGCAAAUGAAGAAUAAAGAAUAAUUCUUACUAAUGAUGAUGAAUUUUUAAAUCAUUAAAAUGCAAGAAUUUUGUCUGCUGUUUUUAGUUUUUUGUUUCUUAGUAUCGUCGGCAAUGAUCGAAGAAAAAAAAGAAGAUAAUUUUUCUAAACUAUCAAAAAUUCUGGUACAUAUUAUAAAAUCUUGCGAAAAAGAUUAUCACGCUGCCGUUAUUAACAAUCGGACAGAUGAAAGUGUAAGUAGACACUUGGGCAACUUAGAAUCAGUUGCUGUUAAUUUUCAAGAUAAUUUAUUAGUAUCGAAAUAUGAUAAUAAUAUCAUACAUGGUAAAGGAAAAAUUGACUUAUUUAUCGCAACUGUUGAAAAUUCGGUUGGCGAAUUAAACAAAAUUCUGCGUCGUCUUAAAUUUUCUCGUUGGUGGAACAUAAUGAUGACUUAUUUUAUAAUAAAUGGGUCAGAUAAUGGCUGCAAACACGCCUUUACUGCUUUACAAAUGAUUUGGCGAAUGAACAUACUGAAUUGUUACUACAUAUGUUUUGAUUUCGAUGGAAAAUCUUUUAUCUAUACUUUUAAUCCGUAUUCAAGUCGAGCUCCUGAUCAAUGGAAAAUCGCCGAAGAAAUAUCAAAUGCAUCAUAUUAUAUGGCAAUUUACAAUCGAGUGUAUGACGAAGAUGAUAUCUGCAAAGAUUUUUAUUUUGAUCGAACCAAAUAUGUUGACAAAUUCCUGAUGAAAAUUGGUAUUCCAUCUCGGAUGCAGAAUCUUCAAAGUGGAUUAGACGUUAUUUCAGCAAUGAAGACUGUUUUCAAUCUUUCUCUCAUUAAUGUGCAUUUUUUAUGUAAUACUAAUGAUCAUUUAAGCACGUUUUGGAAACUUGCAAAUAAAGAAUAAAGAACAAUUCUUAUUAAUGAUAAUGACUUUUUAAAUCAUGAAAAUGCAAGGAUUGUUGCUACUAUUUUUACUUUUUCGCUGUUUCUUAAUAUCAUCAGCAAUGAUUGAAGUAAAAAUGGAAGAUAAUUUUACUAAAUUAUCAAAAAUUCUGGCACAUAUUAUAAAAUCUUGCGAAGAAGAUUAUCACGCUGCCGUUAUUAACAAUCGGACAGAUGAAAGUGUAAGUAGACACUUGGGCAACUUAGAAUCAGUUGGUGUUAAUUUUCAAGAUAAUUAAAUAGUACUGACAAAUUGGGACUCUAUAAAUUAUAAUAAAAUCAUGUAUGGUAAAGUAAAAAUUGAUUUAUUUAUCGCAACCGUUAAAAAUUCGGUAGAAGAAUUAAAGGAAAUCCUGUAUCAACUUAAAUUUUCUCGUUGGUGGAACAUAAUGAUGUCUCAUUUUAUAAUAAAUGGUUCGGAUAAUGGCUGCAAACACGCCUCUACUGCUCUGAACAUGAUUUGGCAAAUGAACAUACUGAAUUGUUACUAUAUAUGUUUUGAUUCUGAAGGAAAACCUUUUAUCUAUACCUUUAAUCCGUAUUCAAGUCGAGCUCCUCGUCAAUGGAAAAUAGUCGAAGAAAUAUCAAAUGCAUCAUAUUAUCUGGCUAUUUAUAAUCGGCAGUAUGACAGAGACGAUAUCUGCAAGGGUUUUAAUUUUAAUUUAACCAAGUAUUUUGACAAAACCCAGAUAAAUAUUACUAUCUCAUCUACAAAAUUGGAAGCUUUACAUAAUGGAAAGCACACUACCAAAGUGUUGGACAAUUUUUUCACUGUCAAUAUUACUAAUAUAUCAUGUGCGAACCUAAUGUCUGAACUCUUUUAUGAUACAAUGAAGCAUCCAGAAGUUUUAUGGUGCACAGUAAUCUACGAUUUGUGGACUGAAGCAUAUUGGAUGAAAAGAAUUAGCUAUCCUACAAUCCUUGAAGGUCUAUACAUCUUAUCAAGCAAUCAAAGAUACCUCUCGCCCUUAGAAAAAAUUCACACAUCUUUCGAGUUUUCACUUAUUCUAGGAACAAUCAUAAUUUCGAUCAUUACCUACUUAGUUCUUCUAUUCACAGAUUUGAAUCAAACAUGUUCAUUUGCCACAUUUGAAAUAAUUCGUUUGUGGAUUGGUGUUUCAUUGAAUACCAGAAUGAACUCUCACCGUAUACGAAUAUUCUUCAGUUCUAUACCCUGAUUAAGAAAUCUCAUUUGGAAUGAUUCGAAAAGACGCGGGUUUAAUCAUUUCAAAUCAUCCCAAAUUGUCAGGAUGAUUUGACUUUCAAGCAUAAAUUUUACA